Hibiscus syriacus is the source of this 965-nucleotide messenger RNA. RefSeq names its product ran-binding protein 1 homolog c-like. Bases 66 to 737 code for a protein of 223 amino acids. The record is from RefSeq and is a predicted model, not a curated record. The transcript is spliced from 4 exons. Gene Ontology annotation, molecular function: GTPase activator activity. NCBI's taxonomy places the organism in Eukaryota, Viridiplantae, Streptophyta, Magnoliopsida, Malvales, Malvaceae. Gene Ontology annotation, biological process: nucleocytoplasmic transport. Gene Ontology annotation, cellular component: nuclear pore; cytoplasm.
UUGCCUUUUUAUAUAUUACAAAAAACCCUAAACCGCCCUAUCUGUGCCUUUUUUUUAAAGCAGUUAUGGCAAGCAAAGAGCCCGAUCACGAGCACAGAGAAGACGAAGAAACGCCCGCCGCCGAUGAUGAAGAUACCGGAGCUCAAGUCGCCCCUAUUGUCAAGCUAGAGGAAGUCGAUGUCAGCACCGGAGAGGAAAACGAAGAUGCCAUCCUCGAUCUGAAGUCGAAGCUGUAUCGAUUUGAUAAAGAAGGGAAUCAAUGGAAAGAGAGAGGCGCUGGUACUGUGAAGCUGUUGAAGCACAAAGAGACUGGAAAAGUUCGUCUUGUUAUGAGGCAAUCUAAGAUUCUCAAGAUCUGUGCCAAUCAUCUGGUGUUGCCGACGAUGACGGUUCAGGAACAUGCUGGGAAUGAUAAAUCGUGCUUAUGGCAUGCUGCUGACUUUGCAGAUGGUGAAUUGAAAGACGAACUUUUCUGCAUUCGCUUUGCAUCCGUGGAAAAUUGCAAAGCCUUCAUGGAAAUGUUCCAAGAGGUUGCUGAAUCACAAAAAUCUAUAGAUGAAAACAAAGAUGCAUCUGCUGCUGCGGAGUCGCUUGAGAAGUUGAGUGUUAAAGAAAAGAAAGCUGAGGAAAAAGCUGGAGAGGCUGUUGCUACGAAGGAAGAAAAGGAAACCGAAGUUGAGAAUACAGGAAAACCAGAUAAUGAGAAGAAAGAUGGGGAGCCAGCUUCCUCUACCUGAAAGGAGGUUGGGUUUUGUUUUCCAUGCCAUAGGCUUUUGACGAAUGUGGUGAAAUUAGACGCCUGUUGUCACCUCCCUGGCCAUGUCUGGCAUAUUCCUGCAGGUGAAACUAAAUGGGAGUUUAUGGGUUGGAAUGAUCGAGGUCUUUUGUAUACUUGGGCUUGGGUGGUUGUCGAGUGUUGGUUAAACCCCGAGUCAUAUGUCGGUCACAUUUGCAUGGUUAUAGUU